Pocillopora verrucosa is the source of this 2605-nucleotide messenger RNA. RefSeq names its product melanopsin-B-like. Gene Ontology annotation, biological process: G protein-coupled receptor signaling pathway; phototransduction; cellular response to light stimulus. The record is from RefSeq and is a predicted model, not a curated record. Gene Ontology annotation, cellular component: plasma membrane. Lineage: Eukaryota; Metazoa; Cnidaria; Anthozoa; Scleractinia; Pocilloporidae. Gene Ontology annotation, molecular function: G protein-coupled photoreceptor activity.
AGUUAAAAAAGCAUAACCUAUCGCCGUCUACAAAAGUAAUUAUUUGUGGGGAAAUAACAAAGCAGCACAGUUGAUAUCAUCUGCAAAGAAACUGAGAGUAGUUUGCCAAGAGAAUUGAAGGCCAGAGACAUUAAGGUGGUAAAAACGUUACAUAACGCGACAGUUGAGGAUUCAAAGAUGGCUGAAGAACUUCUCAGUCCGAGCACUUACCACGUCUUAGCCUUUGUUUACAUCGUGUUGGCCAUCGCUGCAAUCUUCUUCAAUUCCAUAGUCCUUUUGACGUUUAUUAUGGACCGUUCCCUUGUUUUGCCAGCCAACGUUCUCAUCAUAAGCAUAGCUACUUCUGAUUGGCUGAUGGGAGUUAUGAUAAAUCCCCUGGGAGCAGCCGCAAAUGCGUCGGAGUCUGCAUGGUUCACUGACACUACCUGCACAUUUUAUGCUUUCGUGUCAACUUUCUUAGGCCUUGGAACCAUGUUGCAUCACGCAGCAUAUGCAUUGGAUCGAUAUUUCGUACUCUCUCGGCCAAUGGAAUCGCAACACAGCAUGGGUCGCAUGGUAACAGUGGUUCUGAUACUAUGGGGUUUUUCCCUUAUGUGGAGUCUUUUCCCUUUGUUUGGCUGGUCUGCGUACGUCCCUGAGGCCGGGAGAAUUGCUUGCUCCUUACGAUGGCAAUCGGCCAAACAAGGCGACACCUUCUUCGUCAUCUGCCUUUUUGCGUUUUUCUACAUCAUUCCACUCGGCGUCAUCCUAGUCUCUUACACACUCAUGUUCGUAAACGUUCGAUACAUGACAAAAAACGCUCAAAAAAUCUGGGGAGUUAACGCAGCUGCUACCUUGGAAACCAUCAAAGCAGCGUGGAAAAUGGCCAAGAUUGGCUUGCUUAUGUUCAUUGGAUUCUUCGCUGCAUGGACUCCGUACGCAGUCGUUUCCUUCUACGCAGCCUUCCUUUCGACCGACUUUUCGCUUAUUACUGCUGCUUUCCCAGCGAUGUUCGCCAAGACAUCCAACAUCUAUAACCCAGUCAUUUAUUUUUUCGCAUACAAAAACUUUCGCGAAAGCCUGUUGAAACUAUGGCGUCGAUACAGGAACAGAAAUACCGUGAUGCCCCUCGGUCAGUCUAGUAAUGCAGCCUUUGUCAUAAGCUCCGCCACAAGGUCAAGACAACGCCAUAAUUCCACCUCGGUUGAGGAAUUCUCUCUAUAAAAACCUGAAAAGAAUACAACAUUACGUUGUAGUCUUACGACGCUCUCCAUGUAAAUGCAGUGUCAUGAUUAAACAUUUCAAUGGGUGGAAGACUUCUCCCUUCGUAAGCCAUCAAGAAUUCUGGCAGCGCACCAGACAAGACAUUCAGCACUGGCAUGCAGUAACAUACAACUACAUGUCAACAACAACGGAAAAGUAUUGUUGAAGAGUAUAUGACUGUCUCUUGUAUGAUUCUGUAAGCACAAAUUACCUGUUUCUAUUUAUCAGUGCAACCCACACUGUAAAUUGGAAUGGAGUUCCUCUCAAGUAAAGCCUCCAAACGUGGAAUGAGACUUUGUGGAUGCAUAUUGUUAACUACCCAGUUGAUUGUAGAGAUUAAAGCGUUCCGAUUGGUCAAUUAUUGUACUAUAUCCUUCUUUAAGUACUCACUGGGAAGUGAUUGUAAUACUGAAGCCCUUCCUUUGAAAAAAAAGAGAGCAAUCAAAUAAAAAAACGGCCACCAAGCGAUUUCUUGAUGUUCUUGAAUAAGAAGUAUUAUCAAGAAAUGAAAAAAAGAGUAGUAAUCAUCCUGGAAACUAUACGAAAAAGAGUAAUUCUUCUUGCAUGGUGGAGAACGUUGUCUCAGGAACUGUUCGACAACAACUACUUUGCCUCUGUUGAAAAAGCUCGUGGUCGCUCUUGGCGAGUAGACACGACGACAGUGCUGUUUGAAUAAUAUUUCGCCUCAGCCGAUACAGCAGCACUGACCAUCAGCAGCAACUCGAUUAGACUGCGGAUUACAUGCGGUGUCCUCAUUUGCACGCGUCAUGUGUGACUUUGUUUGAUUAACUGUUGAAAACAUAUCCAUAACCAUCAAUCUCAAAUAUUUCAAUGGAAUACUGCUCGAGACUUGUUGAAGUCGCAUCUCGUGAAUUAACAUGAUCAGUACACAACGAUUCGCGAACUAAUUGCUUUGCAACAGGGUUUACGUGGAAAGCUCUCGAGAAGAAGAGGGCUGCGAAAAGGGUGAUCCAAUAUCCCGUGCAGCCCCCUCCGUCUUAAAAGACGAAAAUGCAUUGAACCAGCAAACAAAAUCGUUAAUAAUUGAAAAAGUUCAGUGCUGCUUUCAUCUAGGGGAAUUGAUACACCUUUGUUAUUCUAAGUUGUUAAAUUAACCAUAUCGCUAUAAUGAAAUCUCUGCUGUCAGCACUAACCGUUAAAUAAGUGAAAAAUCUAGCAAUUUUUGUUCAACUUCAAGAUAUUGCGUGAUUUAACUUUGGAAGAAAAUCGAUGCCUUUUCUGCUUGUUUCAUUUGCACAUGUUAAAGGUACAAAUUACCUGACUGAGACAACUAUCUCGUAUUUUUUUUUUUCAAAGGACAACAACAACAAAGACGACGAGGACAACAAAAAAAAAUUAUACA